This is a messenger RNA of Hevea brasiliensis (rubber tree), 1921 nucleotides long. RefSeq names its product heterogeneous nuclear ribonucleoprotein Q. Gene Ontology annotation, molecular function: mRNA binding. The coding region runs from base 201 to 1649 and encodes 482 amino acids. The transcript has 9 exons. Lineage: Eukaryota; Viridiplantae; Streptophyta; Magnoliopsida; Malpighiales; Euphorbiaceae. The record is from RefSeq and is a predicted model, not a curated record. Gene Ontology annotation, cellular component: nucleus.
UUGUCCUAAUUGGGGGUAUUCUGGAGAGAAACCCAUGUUUGGGGUUCGUGGAGUCGUCGGACAACAAAAACGCAUAAGAGAGGAAAAAACGGACAAACCAAACACACACAGUCCCAGAAAGCAAAUCUCAGUCUCCACAUACAAACACCUCCUGUUAUUUUUGGAUGAUAAUACUUGGGGCGUGAAACAGAUAAACAGCCAUGGCAGAGGGAACAGAAGUUGAGGAACGGGUGGAUCUUGACGAGGACAAUUACAUGGAAGAAAUAGAUGAUGAUGUUGAAGAUCAACUAGAUGAUGAUGAUGAUGAUGGAGGAGAUGAUAAUGGAGAUGCACAUAAUGAAGAAAAUGUUGAAGAGGACUAUGAGGACUCUAAAAAUGGGGUUAUUCAGAAAGAUCAGUCGCCGGAAAUGGAUAGAAUUCAUGUCGAUACAGAGCCUCUGGAAGAUGAAGAAAAGCCCACUGCUUCUGUCAAUGAAGAGGAAAAAGAGAAGCAUGCUCAACUUCUUGCCCUUCCACCCCAUGGUUCCGAAGUUUUCAUUGGUGGGCUUCCAAAGGAUGCAUUAGAAGAUGAUUUGAGGGAUCUCUGUGAACCCAUAGGCGAAAUUUUUGAGAUAAGGUUAAUGAAAGACAAGGACUCUGGUGAAAGCAAGGGCUUUGCUUUUGUUGCCUUCAAAUCAAAGGAGGUUGCUCAAAAGGCCAUUGAAGAGCUUCAUAGUAAGGAGUUCAAGGGGAAAACCUUAAGAUGCUCGCUUUCUGAAACCAAGAACAGAUUGUUUAUUGGUAAUGUUCCAAAAAGCUGGACAGAGGAUGAAUUUAGAAAAGUCAUUGAAGAGGUUGGUCCUGGAGUGGAAGUCAUUGAGCUGAUAAAGGAUCCUCAAAAUCCAGCCCGUAAUCGUGGUUUUGCUUUUAUAUUGUAUUACAAUAAUGCGUGUGCUGAUUAUUCAAGGCAGAAAAUGCUAAUUGCAAAUUUUAAGCUGGAUGGAAAUACCCCAACUGUCAGCUGGGCUGAUCCAAAGGGCACACCUGAUCAUUCUGCUGCUGCAGCUCAGGUUAAGGCUUUGUAUGUAAAGAAUAUACCUGAGAACACUACUAUUGAGCAAUUGAAGGAACUAUUCCAGCACCAUGGGGAAGUGACGAAAGUUGUUAUGCCACCUGGCAAAGCUGGAAAACGAGAUUUCGGGUUCAUUCAUUAUGCGGAAAGGUCAAGUGCAUUGAAGGCUGUGAAAGAUAAUGAGAAAUAUGAAAUUGAUGGCCAAGUGUUGGAAGUUGUCCUUGCCAAGCCUCAGGCUGAUAAAAAACCUGAAGGGCUUCAUCCUUACACGGCUGGGCUUCAUCCGAACCAGGUGACACAUCCUUCAUAUGGUGGGUUUGCCGGAAGUCCAUAUGGCUCUUUAAGUGCUGGAUUUGGUGUUACCGCCAGUUUUCAGCAGCCAGUUAUAUAUGGAAGGGGUCCAAUGCCAGCAGGGAUGCAUAUGGUGCCAAUGGUUCUACCAGAUGGUCGAAUUGGUUAUGUUCUUCAGCAGCCUGGAGUACAGAUGCCACAACCGCGGCCUAGGAGAGUCGAUCGUAGCAAUGGUCCAAGUGGGCCUGCGCGAGCUGGAAGCAGUGGGGACGAUGGCAAUCGUAGCAGAAGGUAUCGCCCCUAUUAGUGUUAGAGGUGUAGAGAUGUGCCAUAGUUUUUGUUAGGGAAUGAAGAGAUUGUAGUUGGGGAACUUGUUGUCGUGAACAAAAUAACAGAGCCUUCACCCCCUUUUUUCUCCCCCAUCCCAAAACACUCAAAACUUUAAAAAGGAAAAAAGAAUGAAAAGAGGAAGAAAACAGGAUGUUAGAAUUAGGAAUAUGAAGUAUUUUGUGACUUUGAUGUGGUAGGAGACGAUUGACAGUUAGUAAUUAUCCUAUAUUAUUGUUUUAUUUAUUUGCA